AUGAAUUUUGCAGUCAAAGUGAUCGCAGUGAUCGUGUUUAACUAUUGUUCAACUGUGUUAAGUGAGACUGCUGGUGAAACUUUUGUUUGCCCAGAAAUCGGCGGUAACGGAAAUUAUGCUGAUCCCGCAACAUGCCGUAGAUUUUAUCAGUGUGUAGAUAACUUCCCAUAUUUAAACCGUUGUCCUGCCGGUUUGUACUUUGAUGAUGUAAACAAGUUAUGUACGUUUAAAAGUGAAGCCCGUUGUGGUCCUCUUCCAACUACUGAAGCCCCAAGUACAGAGAACCCAAUUGAUUUAGCUCAAAAAUGUGAUACAAGUCAAUGUGUAUUACCUUACUGUUUUUGUUCAAGAGACGGAACCUUAAUACCAGGUGGUUUAGAUCCAAAAGAGACUCCUCAAAUAAUACUGUUAACAUUCGAUGGAGCAGUAAACCAAAAUAAUUAUGAUCAUUAUCAGAAAGUAUUUUCCCAUAAUAAAAAAAACCCUAAUGGCUGUCUAAUAAAAGGAACAUUCUUUAUAUCUCAUGAGUAUUGUGAUUAUAACAUGGUACAAGAGCUUGCACAUAAAGGCCAUGAGAUUGCUGUUGAAACUGUUUCCCUACAAAAAGGUCUACAUGACAAAGGAUAUGAAGAAUGGGUAGCUGAAAUGAUUGGAAUGAGAGAAAUUCUCGUAAAUUUCGCAAAUUUAACCAAAGGCGAUAUUGUUGGAAUGAGAGCUCCAUUCUUAAAACCUGGUAGAAACACACAAUACGAGGUAAUUGAAGAUUAUGGAUUCGUUUAUGAUAGUUCAAUCGGUAUACCUCCAUCUAAGGUACCAAUAUGGCCAUACUCCCUUGACUAUAGAAUUCCACACGAAUGCAAGUCUGGGACAUGUCCAACCAAAUCAUUUAAAGGUACAUGGGAAGUUCCUUUGAAUGCUCAUUAUGUGGAAACAUACGAAGGUGGUCAUUGUCCAUACUUAGAUCAAUGUGUGUUGCAUAGUCAUGAUGCAACCGAAGUAUUCGAAUGGCUUCGUGAAGACUUCAACCGGUACUAUAAUCAAAAUCGGGCGCCAUACAUGAUGCCAUUCCAUACCAACUGGUUCCAAAUAAAAGAACUAGAAGAAGGACUACAUAAGUUCAUUGACUGGGCAAAUAAACAACCAGAUGUAUGGUUCGUUACAACUACUCAAGCAUUAACAUGGAUGACUGAUCCAAAGACCACCAAGGAUUUAAAUGGAUUUGAACCAUGGAUGUGCGAUAAAACCGAUCAGUUACCCUCACCACCUUGUAAUCUGCCAAACAAAUGUCCACUUUCAUUUAAGCAUCCAGAAACUAAUGUAUCAGGGACAAGAUAUUUAUCUACGUGUAAGGAGUGCCCUAAAAAAUACCCAUGGCUUGGAGACUCCAAAGGAACUGGUGUUGCUGGAGCAGAUGUUUAUUCUCCAGAAAAUUUAAAAUAAUUACAUUAUUAUAUUUAAAUAUAUAAACCAAAAAUAUUUAUUAUUUUAUUUUUA
This is a messenger RNA of Sipha flava (yellow sugarcane aphid), 1494 nucleotides long. RefSeq lists its product as uncharacterized. NCBI's taxonomy places the organism in Eukaryota, Metazoa, Arthropoda, Insecta, Hemiptera, Aphididae. The coding region runs from base 1 to 1440 and encodes 479 amino acids. Gene Ontology annotation, biological process: carbohydrate metabolic process. The record is from RefSeq and is a predicted model, not a curated record. Gene Ontology annotation, molecular function: chitin binding. The transcript has 10 exons. Gene Ontology annotation, cellular component: extracellular region.